This is a messenger RNA of Callorhinchus milii (elephant shark), 1634 nucleotides long. Its product is annotated as cholecystokinin receptor-like. Gene Ontology annotation, molecular function: gastrin receptor activity; neuropeptide receptor activity. Gene Ontology annotation, cellular component: membrane. Gene Ontology annotation, biological process: neuropeptide signaling pathway. The annotation marks the transcript as partial. NCBI's taxonomy places the organism in Eukaryota, Metazoa, Chordata, Chondrichthyes, Chimaeriformes, Callorhinchidae. The record is from RefSeq and is a predicted model, not a curated record. The transcript is spliced from 4 exons.
ACCUGGAUUACACGGUGCGUAUCCUCCUCUACUCCAUCAUCUUCCUCCUCAGUUUCUUUGGCAACAUGAUGAUCAUCGUGGUACUGAUCCUGAACAAGAGGCUGCGGACGGUCACCAACUCCUUCCUGCUCUCCCUGGCACUCAGUGACCUGAUGGUCGCCAUCUUCUGCAUGCCCUUCACCCUCAUCCCCAACCUCCUGGGAGACUUCAUCUUUGGUGAGACGAUGUGCAAGGUCACCGCAUACUUCAUGGGGAUUUCUGUCAGUGUUUCCACCUUCAGUCUGGUGGCCAUCGCCAUCGAGCGUUACAGCGCCAUCUGUAACCCGCUGCAGUCCCGGGCCUGGCAGACACGCUCCCACGCCUACAGAGUCAUCGCGGCCACCUGGAUCAUCUCCAUCAUCAUCAUGAUCCCCUAUCCCGUCUAUUUCCUGCUCGUCCAGUUCAAGAAGCCGGACAAGAGCUUCGGUCACAUGUGCCGUCUGGCCUUGCCAAGCAUCCAAGUGCAGCAGGCAUGGUAUGUCUUCCUCCUCAUCAUCCUCUUCUUCCUGCCGGGCCUGGUGAUGAUUGUGGCAUACGGGCUGAUCUCCUGCGAGCUCUACCGGGGCAUUCAGUUUGAGGUGACUCAGAAGAAGGAUGCAAAAGGACACAGGAACGGAGCAGGCACAGGGCUGGGCGGAGCCGGCCCUCAUGGCAGCGAGGACAACGAUGGCUGCUACAUUCAGGCCGGCAAGAGUGGCAACGCGGUGGAGAUGUCCAUGCUCACACCAGCGGGCAGCGCCAAGCUGGACCGUGCCCGGAGCAAUGCCUCCGAGUCCAAGCUGGUGGCCAAGAAGAGAGUGAUCCGGAUGUUGAUUGUCAUCGUCGUGAUGUUCUUUAUCUGCUGGAUGCCCAUCUUCAGUGUCAACACCUGGAGAGCCUUUGACCAGCUCUCGGCUGCUCGCAGACUGUCGGGGGCUCCCAUCUCCUUCAUCCACCUGCUGAGCUACACCUCGGCCUGUGUCAACCCCAUUGUCUACUGCUUCAUGAACAAGCGUUUCCGCAAGGCACUGCUCGGUACCUGUCGCGGCUGCCUCCGCCCCUUCCCGCUCUUCAAGGAGACAGACGAGGAGGCCGGCGUGACUGGAGCUUCUCUCUCCAAGUUCAGCUACACCACGGUCAGCACCGUGGGACCCCCCUGAACCCCUCACUCAUUGCUCGGCGGCCAAUCACCGCUUACCAUCACCUCCUCUGUGAAAACAUGAGAAACCCUGAGCAAUUCCACCCCAGAGCUGCCAGGGAGCAUCCAGCACCCAUCGCCUGCCCAACCCAACUUGCCCCUGCCCCAACCUGCCCCUGUCCCAACCCAACCUGCCCCUGACCCAUGCCAUCCUGCCCCAGUUCGCUCGCCAGCCCAGUCUGCCCCAGGCUGUCCAUGCCCGGUUACCUCUUACUCUGUGCCUGUCAGUAGUUCUGGGCCCUGCCCUCGCUCCCUGACCAUGAGUGGCACAUGCCACAUGCUGUCCAACACCGUGCGAGUGUAAGCAUGGAAAGCAAUUCUCACCUGCAUGUGUAAAAAGUGCGAUAUGUACACAACGGUUCAAAGUAGUAGACGUGUUCCAAGUGUUUAAAACCAACUUUAAAUACAUUUACAUAGA